This is a messenger RNA of Pipra filicauda (Wire-tailed manakin), 1432 nucleotides long. It is a transcript of the gene SPOUT1, whose product is annotated as SPOUT domain containing methyltransferase 1. The transcript is spliced from 12 exons. Gene Ontology annotation, cellular component: spindle pole centrosome; mitotic spindle; kinetochore. Bases 6 to 1175 code for a protein of 389 amino acids. Gene Ontology annotation, biological process: miRNA processing; maintenance of centrosome location. Gene Ontology annotation, molecular function: miRNA binding. The record is from RefSeq and is a predicted model, not a curated record. Lineage: Eukaryota; Metazoa; Chordata; Aves; Passeriformes; Pipridae.
GAAAGAUGGCGGACACCGAGGGGAGCGUGGGGAAGCGGCCCCGGGGAGCGCAGGUCGAGGACAGGAAGGUGGACUGGCGGCGCUGGAAGGAGGAGAGGAAAGCGGAGAAGAAGAAAUGGAAGGAGAUGAAGCUGCUGAAGAAGCUGGAGAAACAGCGGGUGCGGGAGCUGGCAGAACAGGAGGCCAAAAAGAAGGAGGAGCAGAAGGAGGAGCAGAAGGAAGACAGAGGCCGUCGCCACACGCUGAGCGUGGCCCUGCCGGGCUCCAUCCUGAACAACGCGCAGUCGCUGGAGCUCCGCACGUACCUGGCGGGACAGAUCGGCCGGGCCUGCGCCAUCUUCUGCGUGGACGAGAUCGUGGUGUUUGAUGAGCAGGGAGAGGAUGUGAAGAGCGUGGAGGGGGACUUCAAAGGAAUUGGGAGGAAAGGCAACGCUUGUGUGCAGCUGGCUCGGGUCCUGCAGUACUUGGAGUGCCCUCAGUACUUGAGGAAAACCUUUUUUCCAAAACACGAGGAUCUGCAGUUUGCAGGGCUCCUCAAUCCCCUGGACAGCCCCCACCACAUGCGGGUGGAUGAGGACUCAGAAUACCGGGAGGGUGUCGUGCUGGACCGGCCAUCGAAGCCAGGCAGAGGUUCUUUUGUUAACUGUGGGAUGAGGAAGGAGGUGCAGAUAGACAAGCAGCUGAACCCUGGUCUGAGAGUCACCGUGCGCCUGGAGGAGCCCCAGAAUCCAGAAGCCAAAGUGCACAAAGGCACCGUGGUGUCCUCACACCACCCCCGGACGGUCUCGGGCUUGUACUGGGGGUACAGUGUCCGCCUUGCCUCCUGCCUGAGUGCUGUCUUUUCCGAGUGCCCGUUCAAGGAAGGCUACGAUCUCUCCAUUGGGACCUCGGAGCGGGGCAGCCCCGUGGACCACGUCACUCUCCCCUCCUUCAGGCAUGCCCUUGUUGUGUUUGGAGGCCUUGAAGGCUUGGAAGCCGGGGUUGAUGUGGAUCCAAACCUGGAGGUCACCGACCCAAGCACACUCUUUGACUUCUACCUGAACACCUGCCCCGGCCAGGGCAGCAGGACCAUCCGCACAGAGGAAGCGCUGUUGAUCUCCCUGUCUGCACUCAGACCCCACAUCCAAGAGGCUGUGAAGACACCAGGGACAGCUGAAGGGAAGGGAAACCACUGACCUUGGCAGGCACUGAGGACUCAGGGAGGCGGCUCUUCAAACGAGGGGUGCUGGGCAAGUCACUCCAAGAGCCUGGCAGGGCCGAGGCACAGCGUGACCAAAGCUGGCAGUGCUGCCCAGCCAAGAAUUCAGCUGCUGCUGGGAGCAAGUCCGUGCCCUCCUGCCUGCAUGGCCUAGCAGCUGGGACAAGCCUGGCAGCAGGCUGGAUCUCAGCAAUUCCGACAUCUGGGGUGGGAAUAAAGCAGUAUGGAACCUCA